CUGGAGCGCCGUGACGUCCCAUGUUGCAACGGUCGCUUCGACGGUUGGUGGUGCGCUGCUGCUCAGGAGGGCUACGCCUCCGGACGCCACUACUGGGAGGUGGAGGUGGGCCAGCGGGACUGGCGCUUGGGUGUGGCCAAGGCGUCCGCCGUGAGGCGGGGUUUCCGCUCUCUCAACACAGACACGGGGUACCUGACCCUCCGUCUGGAGAGGGGCAAGGAUCUGAAGGCCUUGACGGUGCCCGCCACAUCGCUGCCUCUGACGUUGGCGCCCAGGAAAGUGGGCGUGUAUCUGGACUACGAGCAGGGCCAGUUGUCCUUCUAUAACGUCGACAAGCGGUCUCACGUGUACACCUUCAAUGACAAGUUCACAGAGGAGCUUGUCCCCAUAUUCGGGACGGUGGAGGUGCUUCAGGACCUGCUGAUCAGGUCACCCGGGGUCAAACAACGAUGCCUCUGUCCCGGACCUUGCCUCUGGAGCUAAACUAUACCACAUCAAACAGCGCUUUUGUUUAAAGUAUGAGAAUGUGGCUGGCUGUCGAUUUGCUACCUGGGCCUUGAAUAGGGACUUCGUCAACCCUAA
This is a messenger RNA of Hippocampus comes (tiger tail seahorse), 582 nucleotides long. Its product is annotated as E3 ubiquitin-protein ligase TRIM39-like. Gene Ontology annotation, molecular function: protein binding. NCBI's taxonomy places the organism in Eukaryota, Metazoa, Chordata, Actinopteri, Syngnathiformes, Syngnathidae. The record is from RefSeq and is a predicted model, not a curated record. The transcript has a single exon. The annotation marks the transcript as partial.